UUAACAUUGUAUCAAGAUAAUGCAACCGUCACCUGCAUGCAAGGUUACCGUUUGAAGGGUAAAAACCAUAACAAUUCAACAUCGGAAGUUAUUCAAUGUGUGGACUCUGGCUUAUGGACGUCGCCGAGCGGUUGCGAAAAAAGAGACUGUCGGGACCCGCCUACUUCCAAUCACAGUUCAAGGCAAUAUAAUUAUACAACGUACGAGAGUAAGGCUAUUUUCAAGUGUGACAGUGGAUAUCACACUGGGAACAACACAACUCUUACCUGUAACAGUUCCGGACAUUGGGACACACCCGCACCAAACUGUACAGAUAUUGACGAAUGUCAUUCCGGUAAGCACAACUGCCAUCGUAACGCCAAUUGCACAAACAACAUCGGAGGCUACAAGUGUCUUUGCAAGAACGGAUAUGACGACAUGGCCACUUCGAACACAUACGAAUCUAUUGGCCGGGACUGCCAAGACCACAACGAGUGUCAAGACCCUAAAGGCAUCAACUGCAAGUACAGUCGAAACCAGACUCAAUGGUGCACAAACCUGGAUCCCGGCUAUUACUGCAGGUGUAAUUCGGGAUGGCAGGGAACCAACUGUGAAACAAACGUAGAUGAGUGCAGGGAAAGGGUCAAUGCUUGCGGCCACAAUGCCACGUGCACAGACGGUUAUGGCACCUACUACUGCAAAUGCGACAGGGAUUUUCCCCAAGGAGAUCCAUUUGUUGGAUGCUUCAAACCGGUCAUGUUGGACUUCAAAAAGGCGCCAGAAGUAUGUGACAAUGGUGAUAACAAAAUUUUGGACCCCAUAAAUAUUCCAAAUGGGCGUUUUCCAUAUCUCGGAAAGUACUUUGACGUAUUCCGGCCGAAUAUGAAUGGAUUCCUUGCCCUGAACUAUCCGCCAUUGUAUGAGCGAUACGGCGCCGAGAAUUCCACAUUGUGGAAGAAAUACGUGGACAACCACAUUGUUAUUGCUCCUCUGUGGACAAACAUUGACACUCGCAACAUAACGGGCGCCGGACUGUGCGUUCAUGUUCUGUCAAACAAGACUACAGAUGCAAAGGACAUGAAGCAAAUUGAGGAUUUAGUACGUCAAUACACUAACCGUCGAGACUUCAGCGUAGAUGUUGCCAUAGCAUUGACCUGGAGAAAUGCCACCAUACACUCACCCUACAUGCCGGGAUAUGAGCUAAUUAAACAGCAGAACCUGUCGAUGCAGGCGAUUGUGGUAACGGACGGCCUGUACUCGUACUUGCUGUUUAACUACGAUCAAGAGCAGUUCAGUAUCAAACCCGACAACUAUACGCCAGUUGCCGCUGGAUAUACCUAUCCCGGGAACUUUUCCGGCAAAAUUCUAGCCGAUCGGAGCAACUUCACGAACCUUAAGAACGGCUCGAAUGUCUCCCCAGCGGUCAAAGGCCGUUGGCUGCACAACGUGACGUACAUCACUGACGACAUGUGGGACGAGGUGAGAUGCCGGAAGUUCCACGAGAACCAAGACUUGAAAACAUGGACGCGAAAACAGCUUACAAACUCAUACCCUUGUCCCUGUUACGAACAAGAUAUGAAAGAGGACUACACCUUUCAACAAAAUGACAAGCUGUGGCCGAAUAUUGACCAGUAUACCCACUGUUACGAGUCGUGGUUCUUCAAUCCUUACGACAUCAAACAGCGCUGCUGCUAUCGAUUUGGCGAACUCCGUAAGGAAUAUCCUUUCGCAAUAGGAGCCGAGUACGAUAACAACCCUAAUAACGCGAUUUUUGGAGGCGGGCUUUCGGCAGUGCUGCUCGGCGGUCAACAGUCGGCGGUACUGUCACCUCUACUAUGGACGUCAACCCGCCCGACGACUGCUCCAGCUGGUCUCCCGACGACGAAGGCGUCGUAAAACGCGCUGUGCGCAAAGUCAUGAAAUUUGUUGGACUGUCUUAACCAUAUUAAUUUGUUUGCAGUGUUUUUGUGUGUAAAUAUUUAGUGUCUCGGCGUAUAGGCUAUGGACAUUGACUUUAUGAUAAUAGUCCUAAAUGUUUGCAAUGUUUGAACAAUAUUCAUUGUUUUUAAAAAUGAUUUAUGUUGUACAUAAUCAUGUAUUGUCUUGUUUUAGUGUUCGAAAUUAUAGUUUGUCAAAUGGGAUGGCAAUUUAAGCGACACUCAAUGGCCAUUUAUUUUGUAAUUUUAUACGAAUAACAUUUUAUAAUUACUAAAAAGCCCAUCCUUGUGAUAUUAUGCAAAUUUUACAGUGUGUGCUUUGAAACGCUAAUUGACUCUGCCUAUUUGAUAUAACGUGUUUUAAAAUGUUUUUGAAGUGUCUACAUUUUAGCACAAUAUGUAAGCAUCUGCGUGCAUUUAAAGCAUGUUAAAAUAUGAUUUAUGUUUUUGGAAAACAACACACAAUAACACUAACUUAAUGCUCUUAGUUGUGGCAUCUGUACUUCGAAUAAUAACAAUAAAUUUACUAUGGUAUUUAGGGUAAAUAAGAGCUAUCAAAGAAAACGAUUUUGACACGUCCAGUGGCUAAUUGCCUACCAGUAUAUAUGGUGGUCAGACAUAAGUAUAUUAAGUAAGAGUGACAUUCAUAUUCGUUUUUUUUAGCAGGGCUGAUAACGUUUUUUUAGAAAUUCAAAUGUGACCAGUUUGCUGUUCCAACAAAGGAAAACUCUUUUGUUCAUAGAAUAAGAUUCUCUUGAAAAACUACAAGAUAACAAUUUUGUCUACAUAAAAAAGCUGUGUUAUUGUAUUAACAUGAACAUUUUGAAAAAUAAAACCAUAGCCAUUC
Molecule: messenger RNA, 2763 nt
Organism: Mya arenaria
Lineage: Eukaryota; Metazoa; Mollusca; Bivalvia; Myida; Myidae
Exons: 11
Coding region: 37-1875 (612 amino acids)
Biological process (GO): cell-matrix adhesion
Molecular function (GO): calcium ion binding
Source: RefSeq, a predicted model, not a curated record